Molecule: messenger RNA, 1260 nt
Organism: Phytophthora sojae
Lineage: Eukaryota; Oomycota; Peronosporomycetes; Peronosporales; Peronosporaceae
Exons: 3
Coding region: 1-1260 (419 amino acids)
Cellular component (GO): mRNA cleavage and polyadenylation specificity factor complex
Molecular function (GO): mRNA binding
Source: RefSeq, a predicted model, not a curated record
AUGAGCAAUAAGUCGCGCGCGAGCUCCGCCAAGGAGCGCAGCGUUUUCGUCGGAAACAUCCCGUACGAUGUGACAGAGGACAUGCUCAAGGAAAUCUUCUCGGAGGCGGGCUCCGUCGUGAAUUUCCGCCUCGUGACGGACCGAGAGACCGGCAAGCCCAAGGGCUACGGCUUCUGUGAGUAUGCGGACGGAGCGACGGCGCUUAGCGCCAUGCGCAACCUCAACGGAUACGAGAUCAACGGCCGCAACCUCCGCGUGGACUUUGCGGACGGCGGCGACAAGUCUGGAGGAGCGGACAGGAAACGCCACGACAAUGGCAGUCACGCCCGCCAUGGAGGGACCAGCGGCAGCAACUUUAGGAACGGCGGGUCCGAUGGAGGACCUCCAACGAUGGUGACGGGCGAGAUGGCGAUCCACGCCAUCGAGUCGGCCAUUGCUCGGCUGGGUCCGGUCAAACUCUACGACAUGCUGGUGCAGCUCAAGGAGCACGCGAGACAGAAACCGGAGGUCACCAAGAGCAUCCUGAUGGCCAACCCGGCACUCACCCACGCGAUCGUUCAGAGCUUCAAAACGCUGCAGAUCCCCAUUCCGUCGUCGACGGAGACGCAACCGGUGCUGCUGGCCCCUCCUCCAAUGAUGCACCAGCCUCCGCUGAUGGCGGGACGGAUGAUGCCGCCUCCGCCACGCCCGCUGAUGGGAGGGCAUAUGGGUCCUGGGCCAGGCAUCCUCGGCAUGGCGCCUCCUGGAGUUCAGCCGGGAAUGAUGAAUCCUGCACCCGCACCAGCUCCGGCAAAGUCUGGUGGUACGCGCUGGAGUGCGCGGCCUGGACCUCUGGCUGCUCAAGCCACGAGCUCCGCUAUGGGCGGCCGACCAGCAGUAGGCAUUCCGGCGUCUAGCCCGAUGCACGCUCAGCCUCAACCGGGCUUGAUGCCAACUCCGACUGGUCCGCCGCAGAGUAGCGGGCCUCCGAGCAGCAACUUGGCGCACGCCAGCCGUGACCCUCGACGUGCAGGCCGAGACCCUCGUUUGGCAAAGAGACCGUAUCCCGGCGAGCAAGGGCUGGCACCGCCGACAGGAGACAAUGACCCGUCCAAGCGGUCCAAGCCGAGCGGUUUUGGUGCGGACGCUGCGCCUGGCGGACAGUUCGACGCCAUCGCCGAACUCGCGCGCGACAUGACCCCGCAGAAGCUGGACAUGCUGCCGCCUAACGAGCGACAAAUGCUGCUGGCCUUCAUGCAGCAGAACAACAUUCCGUUUUAA